This is a messenger RNA of Spirodela intermedia, 1290 nucleotides long. Lineage: Eukaryota; Viridiplantae; Streptophyta; Magnoliopsida; Alismatales; Araceae. The record is from the annotation of a GenBank genome assembly.
AUGGACGAGGACGGCGGCGCAUCACCGGAACUCGGCGACCGGGCGACCAGUGACGUGACCGUCCGGCUGAAGAACAGGGAGGGGAGGCCCGAGUGGUACCACUGCCACGCCGUGGUCCUCUCGAGGAGGAGCAGGUUCUUCGCGGAGCGGCUCUCUGUCGGCGCCACCCCCCGCCUGAGCCUCAGCUCCGCUGCCUGCGUGGAGAUCCCCAACAGCGGCGCUGACUACGAUCACCAUGUGAGGCUGCUGAAGCUCCUCUACCGGAGCGAGGACCCGCCUUGGGAGUCGUGGGGCUCCGUUGCGACGGCGCUGGGAGUUCUUCGCGCCGCCGUUACCCUCGGCUGCGACUGCGUCGCUCGGAGCUGCGUCCAGUACCUGGAGGCCAUGCCGUGGGAGGAGAAGGAGGAGGAGGAGAUUCUGAGUACGGUGAAGGAUAUGGGCCCUGCGGCGGCGCCCAUCCUCGCCCGGAUCCAGCCCGUUGACCACAGCGCCGCCAAGGAGGUUCUCAUCGCCGCCAUCCACUUCGCCGCCGCCGCCCCCACCGAGGGGACGAACGAGUUGAAGAUCUCAGCUCAGGAGCAGGUGGAGUACAUGCUCACGGAGGACGACGAGGCGCCGCUGCUGACGGCGGACGACGACGUGAAGACCGAGGUGAGGGGCGACCUGGGCAGGAUGUUCUCCGCCCUCGCGGCGGCGAUGGUUUCCCUACCUGCGGCGGCGGAGGAGGAGCGGAGGGUUCUGCAGGCCCUGUCGGACCUGGAGUGGCUCUGCGGCAUCCUCCCCAAGAUGGACCUGAUGAAGGACUUCGUCUCCCACUGGGUCCGAUCCUCCGACGACCUCCUUGGCGAGAUACAGAGCGAGAGGCUCUGCUCCGGCUUCUGGGCGGUGAAGGCGAAGAUGGUGGAGCUGGCCGGCAAGGCUCUGGAGGCGGUGGGCUACGGCUCCGUUGUCCUCCCUGCUCCGGCGAGGGUCCGGCUUCUGAAGGGUUGGCUGCCCUUCCUGAGGAAGACGAAGGCGGCGCUGGACUCCCCGGCGGUGGGAGAGGAGAACUCCGUUCAGGGGCUCGACAGCGAGCUUUGCCAGACCAUCGAGGGCGCGGUCGUCUCCAUGGUGCUCGCCCUCCCCUCCAACGACCAGGCCGAAAUUCUGACCGACUGGAUGACCACCGGGCAGGUCAACUUCCCCGACCUCAGCGAGGCCUUCGAGGUCUGGUGUUACAGAGCCAAGGCCGCCAAGAGGAGACUCGCCGUUGGGGUCGACGGCGCCGCCAAUCCGACGGUCAGCCUUUGA